Messenger RNA from Abrus precatorius (Indian licorice), 1186 nucleotides. RefSeq names its product vesicle-associated protein 1-1-like. The coding region runs from base 138 to 863 and encodes 241 amino acids. Gene Ontology annotation, cellular component: plasma membrane; endoplasmic reticulum membrane. The transcript is spliced from 8 exons. The record is from RefSeq and is a predicted model, not a curated record. Lineage: Eukaryota; Viridiplantae; Streptophyta; Magnoliopsida; Fabales; Fabaceae. Gene Ontology annotation, biological process: endoplasmic reticulum membrane organization.
GAGACAAACAAAUGAUGUCCCACGUUGUUGCUUUGCAAGUUGCGGCUCUCUGACUCUCUCUACCAACACAACCGUUUUCUGUCGCCGGAAAAUCCUCAUUGAUCUUUCUCUCCGGUGAUCCUCUCCGAUCCGCCGCCAUGAGUUCCGGCGAGCUACUCCAGAUACAGCCUCAGGAGCUGCAGUUUCCCUUUGAAUUGAGGAAGCAGAUCUCAUGCUCUUUGCAGUUGUCUAACAAAACAGAUAACUAUGUGGCUUUCAAGGUUAAAACGACAAAUCCGAAGAAGUAUUGUGUUAGACCUAACACUGGAGUUGUGUUGCCUAGGUCUACAUGUGAUAUUAUUGUAACAAUGCAAGCUCAAAAGGAGGCACCCCCUGACAUGCAAUGCAAGGACAAGUUUCUUCUUCAAAGUGUAAUUGCAAGUGCUGGGGCAACCACAAAAGAUAUCACUCCGGAAAUGUUCAAUAAAGAAUCUGGCCAUGAUGUUGAAGAGUGCAAAUUGAGAGUUGUUUAUGUUGCUCCUCCUCAACCACCUUCCCCGGUUAAGGAAGGAUCCGACGAAGAUUCAUCACCACGUGCAUCUGUAUCAGAGAAUGGACAUUCAAGUAUUUUGGAAUUUACUGGGGCUUCAAAAGCUUUCACUGAGCGGGGUGACCAUCAGGAUACUUCAUUUGAGGCAAGAGCUCAUAUUUCAAAGGUAAAUGAGGAAAGGAAUUCUGCUAUUGAGCAAAAUAAAAGGCUUCAGCAAGAACUGGAGCUUUUGAGGCGCGAAGCCAGCAGAAGCCGAGGUGGUGUACCAUUCAUGUAUGUAGUUCUUGUUGGCUUCAUUGGCAUCAUUUUGGGUUUGCUAUUGAAGAGGACGUGACCUGUGUGAUUGCCAGAUUCUCCAAAAUGAUCAAUUGUAGAAAGCAUCAAGAAGAAAAAUGUUUGUGAUGUGCAAAAAACAGUUGUUGUCUUAUUGUCCUGUGUUGCUCCUAGAAAUUUGGAAUGUGUGGUCAGAGAUAGCUACUUCUCUCGGCAAUAGCAAAUCAUAGACAGUGGACAAAAUUUGUAUCAUGGAAACUGUAUUGUUAUCUUAUGUGGUACAUGUGAUUAAUUCUUUAGCAGCUCCUAUUAUCCGCGUCCCCAUAAUGCAAAGUCAUUGGCACUAUGAUAGUGCUUUUCAAUAUUAUGAAGCCAUAUAAUUCU